Spinacia oleracea (spinach) is the source of this 2164-nucleotide messenger RNA. RefSeq lists its product as uncharacterized. NCBI's taxonomy places the organism in Eukaryota, Viridiplantae, Streptophyta, Magnoliopsida, Caryophyllales, Amaranthaceae. The record is from RefSeq and is a predicted model, not a curated record. Bases 149 to 1759 code for a protein of 536 amino acids. Gene Ontology annotation, biological process: proteasome assembly. The transcript is spliced from 18 exons. Gene Ontology annotation, cellular component: cytosol.
AGCCAGUUCCUUAUCGCACGUGUCAAGUCAUUUCCCAAGUGUCACACUCAGGCCUCAACUUCGAACGUUUUCUUGCACAGCAACCCAACGCCAUUAUUUUCUUGAAAAAUCGAUUUCGAACACUCUCUCGUACUACUGCAACAACCCAAUGGAGGAUUUUUCAGCAGCAGAAACAAACCAAUUACUUCAAGCAGCUUCAGAUUUUGCCUCUUAUCCUGGUGUACUUAAUGAAGCCGCAGUUAAGGAGUUUCUUGAUCGUUUUCCACUCCCAAUUAUCAUAAAUGCCUUGCAGACUAAAGUGGCGGUGCCUGGAUUGGAAAAUGCCUUGGUUACUUGUCUAGAAAGAAUAUUUCGAACAAAAUAUGGUUCCUCUCUUAUCCCGCAAUCUAUGCCUUUCUUGCAAGUUGGUCUACAAGCAGAUUCUGAAGCAGUGAGAUGUCUGGCUUGCAAAAUAGUUUCCUUCCUUCUUGAGAACUUGAAUGACAUAUCUGUCAACCCAUCUCAGUUAAUAGUUGCAUACGAUAUAUAUCCACUACUACUUCGUUGCCUUGUUAAUGGUGAUGAACGUUUGGCAACUGCUUCAAUGGAUGCUGUGAAGAAUUUUGCUUUCUCUCCAGAAGGAAUUGCCACCAUAUUUCCAGCUGAAAGCAGUGAAGCGACAGACCUAAGGCAUAUGGCUGCAAAAUGUUCUUCGCUGGGACGUGUACGGAUAUUAUCUCUAAUAGUGAAGCUGUUCUCGGUUUCUCGUGCUGUCGCAGAAAAGAUCUCUAAUUCAAAUUUACUUGGUUUAAUAGAGGGGGAAGCGAGGAAAACAGAUGACACACUUGCAACACUAAAUGUUCUAGAGCUGUUAUUCGAGAUGGCAGAAAGUGACCAUGCUGCAGAAUAUAUGCCAAAAACCAGUCUUCUUCAGAUCCUUGGUGGUAUCAUAAGCAACGCUUCUUCGGAUUCCAUUUUAAGAUCAAGAGCAAUGAUGAUAAGUGGAAGGAUGCUUUGCAGAGAAAAUAUUUUUAUGUUCAUCGAUGAAACCAGUGUUCUUGCAAUUUUGUCGGCAAUUCUAGGAAGGCUCCGUUCACCUGAAACCAUAGAUGACAGUGAAUGUGAAUCAGCUAUUGAAGCAAUUGGUCAAAUCGGUUCGUCUACAUCUGGAGCUGAGUUUCUACUCUUAAGAUCACAUGAAGCUGUAAGAUUCCUAGGUGAUGCUGCUUUUGACAGGCAAAGAGGUGGUAAGCAGCUGGGUUAUUGCUUGCUUGGAUUUGUCAAGAAUAUCAAGGCAGCAUUGGAUGCUCUUGGGAACAUUGUUGGUGCUAACAGAUCUGAAAACAGCAUAUUGCUAAAAGGGGAAGCUGAAGAAAUCCUUCAGCGCUUGAUUUAUGAAAUUGCAUCCAAGAGUCCAAAACUUACACCAUCAGGGCUGUUCUUGUCAGUUCUCCAGCAAGAUACAGAAAUGCGUUUGGCUGGUUACAGGCUGAUAUCCGGUUUGGUGGCUCGGCCAUGGUGCUUGAUGGAAGUCUGCUCAAGACAAGAGAUCAUAAGUAAAGUUACUGAUGCUUACAUGGAAACCAGUAAAAUAGCCAUGGAGGCUAGAUUCAACUGUUGCUUCUCCAUUCACAAAGCUCUGGCAGCUACAAAUCCUAAGAAUGAUUCUGCACUUGCUGGAAUAUCCGAGAAGUUGCAGGAGGCUGUUAAACUGGGUCCCUUCCUGGCAAAAAAGAACCGUGAUGCGCAACCAACUAUUACUACUGACCAGAGAUUUUAGAUUACUGUUGCCACUGCCCUGCCCUGCCCAGCCUACUGGAGAUGCUUGAUAUGAAAUGAAAUGAAGUGUGAGGAGAUAUGUAAUAAAUUGCAAAUUUACUUUGUCGAAGCUUGUGAAAUUUUGUUCUCUUUAUUGAGAGAUGGGUAAGUAUGUGCUUUUAUUCACCCGUUGAAUUGGAGGAGCUGUGUAGAGCUUAGUUUUGAAGAGGUUGCUUCCCUUAGAUAGUUAAUAAUCAAAUUUCUUUGCUACUUCAUAUUAGAUGGGAAAUUCUACGUUUGAGCCAUAUGUCCAGGCGCCAGGGAUUACAUUUCUAGUAUUCGCAAGAUACUAUCCGAGAAAAUAAUACUCCAUAGUUAUCAAGAAGCGGUUAGACUUUCCUUUACUAAAUGACAUCACUUUGUUGUA